Messenger RNA from Uranotaenia lowii, 4472 nucleotides. RefSeq lists its product as uncharacterized. The record is from RefSeq and is a predicted model, not a curated record. Lineage: Eukaryota; Metazoa; Arthropoda; Insecta; Diptera; Culicidae. The transcript has 5 exons. Bases 442 to 3351 code for a protein of 969 amino acids.
UUGGUGAUGGGGAGUAGGAUAAACAAAAAUAAAAGAAACAAACUAAAAUUUGGCUCGUCAUUGCGUGCUUAGUGCAGGAGUGAUUUGUAAAAUUAUCUUAUUAAGCUAAAAUAGUACGGUUAGUGCUGAGUAGUACGGAUUAACAUUUACUGGAGGACGUUGUACAUUUAAAAACCGUAACAGCAACAGAAUCUAACCUACAAAAACAGUUCCGAUUGAUACAGUUAGUUCGUGAAACAAGAUAAAACCAUUUGAAUUGGUUUCGAGCUGAUAGCAAAAAAGCAGCGAUUUAAUUUCUUGAUCCCGGUACACCGACGUUACUGUCCGAUAAAAGAAAACUUAAUCUUCAAGCUGCUAUACAAGAAAGGCUGCUCUGAGGAUUCGUUUUAAUUAUCCGAACAUUCUUGAAGAUUAACGAAUCUUCGUGGACAAAACCUGGCAAUGUCGGAUCCGGCGAAUGAAACGCUGACGAAUGUCGAAAAAUCGACUGAAAAUCGGAACUGUAUGUACUGCGAGGAGGACGAUAGUGCGGAUAACAUGGUCCAAUGCGACAUGUGCAACUUUUGGAGCCACUAUCGGUGUGCAGGUGUCACUGACGCGGUGAAGAAAUUACCCUGGAACUGCAAGAAGUGCAGUAAUAUGCUGAACGUUCCGAAAAUAAGGAAACCGGUCAAGAAAGUUGUUUCCAAACGGACAGGCAGUGCCAAGAGCGAUGCCGGGUCGGACUCCGGAAGACUACGAGAAGGUCGAGUAUCCCUUCAAGAAUCCCUGAGUCUAUUGGAACAGGAAUCGGCUGCGAUCGAGCAGCAACUGGAGGAGGAACAAGUGUUGCAUGAUAGACGUUUGGCGCUUGAACGUUCUAUCAACGAAAAAAGAAGAGCGCUGCACCAAAGGCAGCAAGCGGAAAAGCUUCGGCAGGAAAAGGAGCAGUUGGAGUUGGAACUAGCGGAUCAUAAGGACUUCCUGAUCCGCCAGAAACAAAUGCGGGAUCAAUUCCAGAAGAUGAAAGCGGAUUUAAGUCGGGAAUUCGAAACGGAGAGCGAAAAUGAGUCGCAAGAUCCGGAUGUUAGUUCGGACAAGACGAAGCGCUGGGUGGAGAAGCAGAACGAUCCCCGUGGAGCUUACUCCAAGGAAGCUGCUGCCGUACCGAAGUUGCUCAAGGCCGGACGCGAGGCGUACAACGAACGGCAUGGUGUUAUAGUUCCAGAGCCAGAGAAAUAUGCUCGCUCGGUAAAACAACAUCAACAGGAACAGUUAGGAGUUUCUUCGAAAACUGAUAUCCGUCCAAAAUGGGAUACGCCGGUGAAAACGACUUCCGAACAACGUUUCAAAUUAUUAUUGGAACAGCGUUUGAAAGAAACCGGGUAUGGAUCCAGGGAGGAACCGGAAAUAAACGAACCGGAGGAUUUAGAGCUGAAGGAGCUGGAAGAGGCUUUCAUUAAGAAGUUGUUGGAGCGCAAAGGUAACUUUGAAUCGAGUGUACCAGCAUGUCACUUGAGUGCUGGACCAACCAAGGAGCAACUGGCUGCGCGUCAAGCUGCAUCGAAGCACCUUCCUACUUUCCGCGGAGAGCCCGAGGUCUGGCCACAGUUCAUAAGCUGCUUCGAAUACACUACAGCGGCUUGUGGAUUCACAAAUGUGGACAAUCUAAAAAGACUCCAGGACAGUCUACAAGGAUUGGCGAAGGAAGCUGUUCAAAGCAGAUUGCUCAUGCCCGAAUCUGUGCCGGAAGUGAUCGAGGAUCUGCGACAACUAUUCGGCAAUCCGGAGAAGCUGCUGAAGUCGCUUGUGACCAAAGUGCGGAAGGUGCCAGCCCCACGAGUGGACAAACUGGAAUCUUUUUUGUAUUUUGGGAUCACUGUCAAACAGUUGUGUGAUCACUUAGUGGCAGCGAAACUGCAGGAUCACCUGAGCAAUCCCAUGCUCGUUUCGGAACUGGUGAACAAGCUACCAUCCGAAUAUCAGCUGGAGUGGAUUCGUUUUAAGAGAGGUAAGAUUGGCCUUCCUCUCUGUAUGUUCGCCGAUUUUAUGAAUGGAAUCGUGUCAGAAGUUUCUGAACUGGCCGAUUUCAAGGGAGAGCAGAAAACCGUGAUGGAUGAAGGGAGAAACCGGUAUAAAAGGAAAGAGCGAGUGAAUGCUCACGAUGUUAAAGUGUUCCCGCCUUCGCAGAAUACUACACCCGUGAAAUCCAGAAGACCUUGCCCGAUGUGCAAUCGCACGGACCACAAAUUGCGGUUCUGUGACGACUUCGCCUCAAUCUCGUUGUUUGAUCGUCGAAAGCUGGUUGACAGGCUGAAGUUGUGCAACCUUUGCCUGAGUGACCAUGGUAAAAUAAAAUGUACUUUCAAGGUCCGGUGCGAGAUACGAAGCUGCAGAGGAGCACACCAUACGCUGUUACACUGCAAUGAAGAAGCCGUCAACGUCACCGUCGCUGAGUGUAAUCCACAUCAUAAGAGAGAUCGGUCAGUAAUCUUUCGAAUGAUACCGAUUACUCUGUACCAUGGGGGAAAUGCAGUCGAAACGUUGGCGUUCCUGGACGAGGGAGCUUCAACAACACUCGUUGAGAGCUCAUUAGCUGAUUCGUUGGGCGUCAAGGGUAUUCCGGAACCCCUGGUCAUCCUGUGGACAGGAAAUGUCAAGCGAACCGAAGAAAAUUCAGUAAAAAUCGACCUACUGAUAUCCUCGGUAGAUUCUCGACGGAAAUUCAUGCUGUCAUCCGCCCAUACCGUGGGAGAACUGAAGCUGCCAUUGCAGAAGGCGAGUUACGGAAACAUCGUAGAAAAGUAUCGACACUUAAGCGGAGUCCCUUUGUCGAGCACCAAGAUGGAGGUUCCCAGAGUUCUCAUCGGUCUUGAUAACCUACACUUAUUCGCCCCUCUGGAGUCCAAGGUUGGUGCCCCGGGAGAACCGAUUGCCGUGCGCUCAGCGCUGGGUUGGGCAAUCUACGGUCCCGACUUGAGAUCGGAACAGCGACAUAGCUACUUCAAUCACCAUCUGGUUCAGAGUUUGAAUAAUCGGGAGCUUCACGAUCUGAUGGCGGAGCAGUACGCUCAGGAGGAAUUGCCUUCACCGUUUGGUCAGUCUAUGGAAUCAGAGGAAAUACGCAGAGCCCGGGACAUCCUAGAAUCGACCACCGUCCGUGUAGGCGACCGCUUCGAAACGGGACUCAUCUGGAAACAGGAACCCGCCUUUCCUGACAGCUAUCCAAUGGCGUUGAAUAGACUGAGGAGUCUUGAGCGACGGUUCAACCGAGAGCCACAUCUGCAACGGAAUGUAAACCAACAGAUCGAAUACUACCUUACCAAAGGCUACUGCCACAACCCGCAUACCAAAAAACUAUAUCUUAAAUAAUCAAUACGAAACAUCUACGACUCUAGAAACAGUGAUUAUUUCGGUGAACGUAGUUAUUAUUUUAAACUUUACUUCGACAACGAUAAGAACGAAAUAUGAACGUCCAUGUGAAUAAGUGAUGGUACCUGUAAAGGUGAAUGAAGGUUUAAACGAUUUACUUCAAUUUUAUUAAAAAAUCGUAAAACUGUUCUCGAACCUUUACGCAUAGCGUUCAUGUCACAUGUCAAACUCACGUCAAAAAUGACCGAAACGCGGGUCAGAGAUGCCAGGUGGUUUAAAAAAAAAAUUAGCACUGAUUUGUGAAAAUAUAUUUUCAAUAUAUUUAUUUGUUGAUUUACAUUCAAAAAUAUUGUACAUAUUUUAACCCUUUUACCGAACGAAUAUGUAUUGAUCUAUUCGUGCAUUCUUAAUCAUCUCAAUCAAUCCUCAAUAACCCUUUUUCAUUUUCACAUUUAUAUUCAAUUUAAUUUUCGUUAAAAAAUAGUACAUAACAGACAUUUAGGUUUAUUCACAAAUAGUAUAGUAUACUAAAGUUUAUUAUAGGCUCAUUAUAUAAAAUCUUUUCCCUUUUUAAUUGUUACACAAUGCUUCGAGAAUGAAUUAUUAUAUUAAACUCAUUUUAAAAAAAGUUAAAACUUUAAAAUAAUUCAAUCUGGCAUCACUGUGUGGUUGGGCGCGCACUUUCAAAACAUUUGUUUUGUUUUGCCCGGGCAAAUUUAUCUGCGUUUCGUGCUUUUCACCGGCGUCACGGCCAGUUUCCAGCAGUCAGACCCGAUUGUGUCGGUUCCUUUUAAGCUGUCGGAACAUCAACUCUCGUACAAUCGUGAACCAAACGACGAUAGCGGAACAGCGAUAAAGGAUAGAGGAACAGCGAUAGCACCUUUUCGCUAUAACCGAAUGGGACCGUCGCUGGAAAUUUCAGCCAUUGGACGACGAACUCGCGAUACCAGAUGGUAGAAUUUAGCGCAGGAACAAUGAUAACACCAAUUCGCUGCCCCUGUUGUCGGAUGGGAUCUUUGUUGGCGAUCCCUUGCAAUCACUUACAAAUUUUAGGCGGAUGACCGUAGCCGAUCGAUACCUAAUUAGAUGAAAAUGUAAGUAAUCUGAAUAAAUAAUUUCAU